Molecule: messenger RNA, 2633 nt
Organism: Aethina tumida (small hive beetle)
Lineage: Eukaryota; Metazoa; Arthropoda; Insecta; Coleoptera; Nitidulidae
Gene: Cpr
Product: NADPH--cytochrome P450 reductase
Exons: 8
Coding region: 175-2217 (680 amino acids)
Biological process (GO): response to hormone
Cellular component (GO): cytosol
Molecular function (GO): FMN binding; NADPH-hemoprotein reductase activity; flavin adenine dinucleotide binding
Source: RefSeq, a predicted model, not a curated record
GUGGUUUUUCAAUUAACGCUCCCGUAAUUUCUAGUUUAGUGCUUGGGUUCGGAGGUUCGGUUCGCACGCGAAAACCUCGGCAACAAUUCAGUUGCGUUGUAGCGUUGCCGUGAUAAGUGUAUACCCAGUGUUUUGUUAACAAUUUUAUACGGGGUGUUCGAGUUUGGUAACACAAUGGACGAAUCCGAAGCAUCUGUGGGUACCCAGCAAAUUCCCCAAGUGUCAGAGUCGCUGAUCAGUCCACUCGAUAUAUUUCUGGUGGUGGUGCUAAUUGGCGUUGGAUACUGGUUGAUCCAAAGGAAAAAAGGCAAGGAAGCACUGGCCGCCAAUGGAAGAUCAUAUUCCAUACAACCCACAUCUAUUGGACUUCAAACGACCAGUGACAAUUCCUUCAUCAAGAAAUUGAAAAGCUCCGGAAGGAGCUUGGUAGUCUUUUAUGGCAGUCAAACUGGCACAGGCGAAGAAUUCGCCGGUCGUUUGGCCAAAGAGGGUGUUAGAUACAGGAUGAAGGGUAUGGUGGCCGAUCCUGAGGAAUGUGAUAUGGAAGAGCUGGUGAAUUUGAAAUCCAUCCCCAAUUCCCUGGCCGUAUUCUGCCUGGCAACUUACGGCGAAGGCGAUCCCACCGAUAAUGCCAUGGAGUUCUACGAAUGGCUGCAAAACGGUGACGCCGAUCUCACCGGAUUGAACUAUGCCGUGUUUGGUCUUGGUAACAAAACUUACGAACAUUACAACCAAGUUGCAAUUUAUGUCGACAAGCGUCUGGAGGAACUCGGUGCUACCAGAGUGUAUGAAUUGGGACUCGGAGAUGAUGACGCCAACAUUGAAGACGAUUUUAUCACAUGGAAAGACAAAUUCUGGCCAGUCGUUUGCGAGCACUUCGGCAUUGAAUCCACCGGUGAAGACAUCAGUAUUAGGCAAUAUUCGUUGCAAGAAUUCACCGAGGAUGUACCCGAUCGAGUGUAUACUGGUGAAAUGGCCAGGCUCCAUUCACUCAAAAACCAGAGACCUCCAUUCGACGCCAAAAAUCCAUUCAUGUCAAGAAUUAAGGUCAACAAGGAAUUACAUAAACCCACUUCUGACCGUUCCUGCAUGCAUAUUGAAUUUGACAUUGAAGGAUCCAAGAUGCGUUACGAUUCUGGCGAUCACUUGGCUGUCUACCCCAUCAACAACCUCGAGUUGGUCGAGAAAAUCGGCAAGCUUUGCAACAAAGAUUUGGACACAAUCUUUACUUUGAUUAACACCGACGAAGAAUCCAGCAAGAAACAUCCAUUCCCUUGUCCUUGUUCAUACAGGACCGCCCUUACCCAUUACUUGGACAUUACCAUGAAUCCCAGAACUCACGUUCUUAAAGAAUUAUCCGAGUACUGUUCCGACCCUGCUGAAAAGGAAAAACUGAAGCUGAUGGCCGGAACUACUCCUGAAGGCAAAGCUCUCUACCAACAAUGGAUUAUCUCUGACAACCGUAACAUCGUCCACAUUUUGGAGGAUCUUCCUUCCUGUAAACCUGCUCUUGAUCAUCUUUGUGAACUUUUGCCCCGCCUUCAACCACGUUACUAUUCUAUCUCAUCCUCCCCCAAAUUGUACCCCAACACUGUGCAUAUCACUGCUGUAAAAGUCGAAUACAAAACCCCCACAAAUCGCAUAAAUAAGGGAGUCGCAACCACUUGGUUAGCUGAGAAACUGCCCAAGGAGGACGAUUACCCUACUGUACCAAUCUUCAUCAGAAAAUCUCAAUUUAGAUUGCCCACUAAACCACAAACGCCAAUUAUUAUGAUUGGACCUGGAACUGGACUGGCUCCAUUCAGAGGAUUUAUUCAAGAGAGAAACGUUAGCAAAGGAGAAGGUAAACCUGUUGGAGAAACCGUUUUGUAUUUCGGCUGCCGCAAGAAGUCCGAAGAUUUCUUGUACGAGGAUGAACUAGUCGAAUACGAAAAGAGCGGACUGCUUAAGUUGCAUUUGGCAUUCUCCAGAGAUCAGAAGGAAAAGGUAUACGUCUAUCACUUGCUGGAGAAAGAAGCCGAAGAAGUCUGGAGGAUUAUUGGAGAAAAUAACGGUCAUCUGUACAUUUGCGGUGACGCUAAAAACAUGGCCGCAGAUGUCCGUAACGUUAUUUUGAAGAUCCUUCAAGAGAAAGGACAGAUGACUGAACAGAAGGCCCAAGAGUAUCUGAAGAAAAUGGAAACGCAAAAACGUCUAUCAGCGGAUGUGUGGAGUUAAUGGAUUCGUUUUAUAGAGAUUUUAUUUAUUUAGAGUAAAGAAUUAUUUAAGGAUGAGUGCUACCAAUGAGUCGCAGUGCCGGAUUGUAUUUUUUUAAAAUAACUUUUUAAUACAAGACUUUACUUAAGUGGACCAGUGUUGACUUGACAAAUUACAGCUGAUUGAUGGUGCCUAUUUUGUACAUAUUUUUUAGAAUUUAAUCAUUCCUAUUGUUUAUAACUAUUUUUUAUAAUUAAAUGGAUGGGUUACACAUGUUGCUUGUUAUAAAAAAUAUAUAUUACAAAUUUAUAUAUACAAUUCGCGUAAAAAAAGAAGGAUCUAUUUUUACUAUUGUAUUAUAGUCCCAAUAUUGAAAGCACACUUUUUUGUGUCCAUAUUUUUAUGUAAAAUAAAUUAUUGAUUAUAUAAAUUAUCAA